Molecule: messenger RNA, 1461 nt
Organism: Symphalangus syndactylus (siamang)
Lineage: Eukaryota; Metazoa; Chordata; Mammalia; Primates; Hylobatidae
Gene: CD3D
Product: CD3 delta subunit of T-cell receptor complex
Biological process (GO): cell surface receptor signaling pathway; positive thymic T cell selection
Cellular component (GO): alpha-beta T cell receptor complex; membrane; external side of plasma membrane
Molecular function (GO): transmembrane signaling receptor activity
Source: RefSeq, a predicted model, not a curated record
AGAGCCUCCACCCUCUGCUGCAAGUGUGGGCAGCAGGGGCCUCAGCAGGGCUGCAGGUGCAGAUGCCUUUUGUUUUUCCGUUAAGGAGAGUGGAGGUGGUGGGGAAGGAGAGGGAGAGAAUGCUGGAUUCCCACUCAGAGACUCAUCUUGCACAGGGAACCGCAAUGGAUGCUGGUUGGGAGAUGGUCCUGGGACCAUUUCUUCAUGAGGGAGAUAAAUGUCCCUGUCAUUAGUUGUUAGGAUUGUAGCCAGUUGUUACUCGUUGCUAGUUGUUGUUGCUAUAGGUAAUGAAUUUAGGAGGGACUCUCAGCUGCUUGGGGCUGGACCUCCGAAUGGAAAGCCACCUCAGUCCAGGCCUUCAUUCAGGAAAUUUUUUCACUUUUUUUCUUUUUCUUUUUUGAGACAGAGUCUCACUUUGUUGCCCAGGCUGGAGUGCAGUGGCGUUAUCUCAGCUCACUGCAACCUUUGCCUCCUGGGUUCAAGCGAUUCGCCUGCCUCAGCCGCCUGAGUAGCUGAGAUUACAGGUGCGUGCCACCAAGCCUGGCUAAUUUUUGUAUUUUUAGUAGAGACAGGGUUUCACCUUGUUGGUCAGGCUGGUCUCGAGCUCCUGACCUUGUGAUCCGCCUGCCUCAGCCUCCCAAAGUGUUGGGAUUACAGGCGUGAGACAUGGCACCUGGCUUCACUAUUCUUUUGAGAUCAUGAAAGAGGCGCCUGGAAGGGAAUAGGUGGAACAAUUCUGAGGACAGGCCAGCGCAUUUUCAGGGGCCAGAGCCCGGACUGAAUGUCCAGGAUCUCAGGCCCCUGUCUCCCUCAGCCAGUCAGUCAGUGAACCAACAAAAAUGUGCAGAGCUCCCGUUAUAUGCCAGGCACAAGAUACAGCGGUGAGCAAGACAGGCACGACUCUGUCCCCAGUGAGCCCCUUCAAGAUACCUGUAGAGGAACUUGAGGACAGAGUGUUUGUGAAUUGCAAUACCAGCAUCACAUGGGUAGAGGGAACGGUGGGAACACUGCUCUCAGACAAUACAAGACUGGACCUGGGAAAACGCAUCCUGGACCCACGAGGAAUGUAUAGGUGUAAUGGGACAGAUAUAUACAAGGACAAAGAAUCUACCGUGCAAAUUCAUUAUCGAAUGUGCCAGAGCUGUGUGGAGCUGGAUCCAGCCACCGUGGCUGGCAUCAUUGUCACUGAUGUCAUUGCCACUCUGCUCCUCGCUUUGGGAGUCUUCUGCUUUGCUGGACAUGAGACUGGAAGGCUGUCUGGGGCUGCUGACACACAAGCUCUGUUGAGGAAUGACCAGGUCUAUCAGCCCCUCCGAGAUCGAGAUGAUGCUCAGUACAGCCGCCUUGGAGGAAACUGGGCUCGGAACAAGUGAACCUGAGACUGGUGGCUUCUAGAAGCAUCCAUUACCAACUGUAACUUCCCUUCUUGCUCAGCCAAUAAAUAUAUCCUCUUUCACUCAA